Messenger RNA from Rhineura floridana, 7541 nucleotides. RefSeq names its product yippee like 2 (gene YPEL2). NCBI's taxonomy places the organism in Eukaryota, Metazoa, Chordata, Lepidosauria, Squamata, Rhineuridae. Bases 76 to 732 code for a protein of 218 amino acids. The transcript is spliced from 6 exons. The record is from RefSeq and is a predicted model, not a curated record.
CCUGCUCCUUCUGCGCGCCGCUUGCGUCGGGGGAGGCUCCAGCGCUGGGCAGGUGCGGAACAUCUAUAAGGCUGCAUGGAUUCCUGGCCACUUUUCUUUUUCGACUUUUUAAAUCGGGAAGCUUGUCGGACCGUCAGGGCACCCACUCACUGCCUUUGUGAGCAACUUCUCUCAGAAGUCUGUGCAGGUCGACCGGCCAUUGCGCCAGGUUCUCUUACCCAGAAACCAUUGCCGGUGUGUGGAGCUCUCCCCACACCUGCCCCCUGCCAAAUCACGGCCUUUACCUGUGUGUUCCAGUGUUUUCCCUGCGACCCGUCCUGUGGGAGCACCUCGUGGGCCACCCCCGAGUUCACGCAGCGUUCCGUGGCGCCAAUGGUGAAGAUGACAAGGUCCAAGACGUUUCAGGCCUACCUGCCUUCAUGCCACAGAACCUACAGCUGCAUCCACUGCAGAGCCCACCUCGCCAAUCACGACGAACUCAUUUCCAAGUCUUUCCAAGGAAGCCAAGGGCGAGCCUAUCUCUUCAAUUCAGUAGUUAAUGUGGGCUGCGGUCCUGCAGAAGAACGGGUGUUGCUAACGGGACUGCAUGCGGUCGCCGACAUUUACUGUGAAAACUGCAAAACUACGCUGGGCUGGAAAUAUGAACAUGCGUUUGAAAGCAGUCAAAAAUAUAAAGAAGGCAAGUACAUCAUUGAAUUAGCUCACAUGAUCAAAGAUAAUGGCUGGGAUUGAAUGGCGAGGAGACCGUAUGCCUGCAAGCCGAAAGAGAGAGAGAGAGAGUCGUCAUGCAACCGAACAUUUUAUCUCUUAAAAUAAUAAUAUCUAUGAGCGAGUGACUGACAGCCGCUUGGCUCCAUGCAUUUGGGGGCUGUUGUCAUUGUGAUCGUGUUGAGAUGCUUCCUCGCACCCUCCUUUUCGCCAUCCUGAUCGACUUCCGUCUCUAUGCUUUUGGUAUCUGUUUGUAAGUCAAACUUCUGGUCAACUUCCCACCCCCUCCUCUUGUUUGCCCUCUGUGUUCUGGCAUUGGAUUGGGCUCAGUGCAAGCUGGUGGGGUUUUGGGGUGUUGUUUUUCAUCCAAGGGUCCUGGCACAUGGGAAGGAGCGCUGUCAGAUAUCAGGUGGGAGUUGCAUAAGGCCUUCCCCCUCCCCCCGCUUGGCCUUUAAAAAAAAAAAUCCUGAUCAACAAUGGCUUGAAACUUGAGGACCACAAAAUAUAUAUAUAUAUAUAUAUAUAUACACCUCAUGGCUGUUACCCUCUCAGCAUCUCAAAGACUGUCACCCAAAAGUCGUUGCUAGACACAUCCCUGGACUGGUGCGUCUGUUCUUAUUUUGGUUUGUCUGGAAGAGGUCACUUCGGACGUUUGUUUCUUGUACUAACCUUCGAUUGAGAGGGAAGGUUUCAGAGUCCUUGGGGCUGAGCUCUCUUUCCUGCUCUUCUCCCCCCAACCCUAUCUCUUGUUUCCUAGUGAAUGGAUCCACCCCAAAUGCUGCAGUGGUGAUCUUGGGACCUAAAGUUCUUAGCCGUGUUUUCCCCCGCGAGGGGCCUGGUGCGCGAAGUGGAGCCAGGCACUGCAUCAAAAGCAAAUUGGGGGUGUGGGGGAAUACUUUUGAAGGGCGCAGAUGGAGGCAAGAGGUGGUCCGUAUCCUUACAGAGCUGCUGGCAACUUGCAGCCUCCUGACUACUCCGGGGUGGGGGGGUCUGACCCGUCCCGCUAGGGUGAAGGAAAGUGAACCUAGAUCAGUCGUGCAAAUUAUAAGUUUGGCCAUCUGCGCUCAUUUUUUUUAAAGAGUCUUCUAUAACAGCACAGUGGGGGGGGGAGUGUCUCUGCAGGUGACAAAUAAUUUGGCCACGUUUUUACACUUGGGGACCGUGUUUUGAGCGUGGGCAAGACUGGCAGCUUGGCUCUGUCCAGCUGUUGAGGCAAAGGACUGUUUAUGGCCUUGUGAUGGGGAAACCUGUGGCCCUCCAGAUGUCGUUGGACUCCACCAUGGGGGAUGGUGGGAGUUGUAGUCCCAACAAUAUCUGGAGGGCCAACAUUCUACCCUCCCUAAUCCCCUGCUCUGAGAAAGUAGCCUUCCCUGCUGCAUGCGAGAGAUGGAGGAAUGUCUCUAUUUUUAGAAGAGGCAUCCCCUCCUGAGAGAGGAGAAUGCCUCUUAGAGCAGCCGCAGGGGUCCUGGGGGUCCCCAGGUGGUGUUGGACUCCCAACGCCCAUCAGCCCCAGCCCACAUGGCCAGUGAUCAUGGAUGAUGGAUGUUGGAGUCCAGCAACAUCUGCAGUCCUGAGGUUGACGAAUGCUAGGGGUCUACAUGCACCUUUCAUCGCUGGCCUAGCUAUUCAGCUACUCCUAGGAGAGGGGGGGAGAAAGUCAGCUCAGUGUAAGAGUUCACAAGCGUUGGCAGGUUUUGUUAGCUGGCCAAAAUCACCCUUUCCAAGGAAAUGGUGGUGGUGGAUCUUAACUCCUGACAUUGCGCUCGCUUUCAGCGCCAGUCUGAAAGCCACUAGGCCUCAGUUUUCACAGUACAAGGCCGGAGAGAUUAAAAGAAAUGGCUGUAGCCCUCGAUCUGGCUAAAAAUGUUGUUAAGAUUUGCAGGCGCAAGGGAAGUAUUACUAAUUAGUGCUCUAGGUGGACAAAAGGGGCAGAGUUAUGCACUGGGAGGGGGUUAGCCCCCUUCUUCUGAAUCUCUCUUGUUUGCUUCCAGAUCUCCAUCUAUUCAAAUGGAGAGAGGGAACCACCGAGGAGGCUUUGAGGGGUGGGUUUUGAGAGUCGCGGGUGGUUCAUAGCCCCCACCCAACCCAACCCCUUCUUUGCAUUUCAAUGCAUGGCUGAUCAAGGACACUGUGAAUUUGUGUUCCGUCACAGAGCAGCCGGUGUUUGACAAGUAACAUAAGCUUGUUUUUAACUGAAUUAAUUUGUACCCAUCUAAAUGAAUCCUUUUCCGUCUUUUUUUUAAAAAAAACACUCUUUUUUUCUUCAUUUGUUUAUUAGCUUUAUUUCUGGAAAUCAUGUUGGUUAAUCUGCUCUGCAAAACCUGUCGCAAUCUGGUGGCAGGAAAGAGAUCUAUAUCCCACGUCUUGUCAGGGCAGGAGCUGGAAGGGGCGCCUGCUUUUAAUGCCCGCGUCCCGUGCUGCCGUUUGGAGCUGUUUGUUCGGUUCCAAUGGUUUUUGUGGCCUACAUUUGGGAUUUCUCUUCCUGUGUGGGAGAUACUAACUCAGGUUAGCAGCAACAACAGGCCAAGUGCAAAAUUCUCAGUUAAGGGGAGGUUAGUAAGCAAAUAGAAAACAGCAAAAAAAGUUUUUUGUUUUCUAAAAAUAAACCUCCACUUGCUCACUAAAGUCAUUAGUUUACCAAUUAAUUGGCUUUAAUGGUGCAAGAUCAGUGCCUCCAUAAUUGUUGCUUGUACUAAAAUGCUUUACAGGCCUUGUUCGAUUCUGUAAGAGCGAAUGGGGCACUGCGCUACCAACCUCAACUAGCCCUCCAUCUUCCCACACUGGUUGCCAGUGUCUUCCUCUUCUUUAGGCAUUAGGGUUGCUCUUGUAGAAGUCCCCAGGAAGGACGAAAGUAGAACUAGCCUUUACUUACUGUUUGAUCUCCCUGCCUUUCCUCCCCAGUGUGCACCAGCCACCUUCCCCCAACGAGGUAGGCCCCCGUUCCCAUUUUCCAGUCCAGACCUGAGGCUGUGUUCAACCAAUGACUCCAUGAUUGAAAGGGUUGAUUCAGGAAUCCUGUUAUUACCAUGAGUAGCAGGCGCAAGAAGCAUGCUUGCUACGGUCAACCUCCAUGGUUUCUUUCCAUUUUGGGGGCAUCGAUUUCUCCACGGGGGUGACAUUCCUGAGUUGUCACACUUGCACAUUAAAAUGUCCCCAUCCUCUGGGUGUGUGCUGUGCUAUUCCUCCUAAUAGUGCAAUACCUAGCUUGGAUCUGAGAAGCCCAGUCUCCAAAACUCACGUCCAUUCUGUCCACUGUCACCAGUGUCCAUUGUAUAUCUGGCAAUACAUCCCAUAAUUAGGUAUGGCUGCAAUCCAUAUUUUAGUCAUUUGAUUCUUGAACCAUCCUUUAGGCAAUUCCUUCAGAGACAAUGUCUAUUUUCUUGUGCUGCUAAAACUAACCUCAAGUGCUUCUUAACAACGUUAGGUUUUGCUGCUAACUCACCCAUGACUUGCUGUUAGAAUACACACUCGUUCUUGAUAUAAGGAAAGCGACCAAAGUUGUCCUGACCUAGGGAUGGUGAACCUGUGGCUCUCCAGAUAUUGCUGGACUACAGCUCCCAUCAUCACUGGCCACACGGGCUGCUGGGAGUCAGAGUCCAUCAGCAUCUGGAUGGCCACAAGGCCCCUUGCCUGACUCGGGCCUCAACUGCACUUUAUAUUUAAAGCAGUGUUAUACCACUAUAAACAGUCAUGGCUUCCCCCUCCAAGAAUCUUGGGAAGUGUAGUUUGUGCAGGGUGCUGAGAGUUGUUAGGAGAACCCUAUUCCCUUCACAGAGCUGCAAUUUCCAGAGUUCCCUGGGAAGAGGGAUUGAAUUGUAGCUCCGUGAGGAGAACGGGGUCUCCGUAACAACUCUCAGCACCCUUCACAAACUACAGUUCCAAGGAUUCAUUGUGUGUGUGUGUGGGGCGGGGGAACCACAACCAUUUAAAAUGGUACAACACUGCUUUAAAUGUAUAGUGAGGAGUGGCCUGUGUUUGUAUGUUUAAAAAAUACUGCAUUCUAAAGCAAUGACUUUUGGAAAUGUGAGCUCUGUCUUUACAGCACAACCAAAGAACUUGGCCAUUUUUCGUCCCCAACUCAGUUGAAAGGUGCCGUCACUUCCCGAUGAGUACCAGGCUGCUGGGGUUAGCCUUUGUCUCCUGGAUUGGAGGUACAACAGGUAGAGUAAAAGUGAGCAUUGCGUUGCAGGGGUUGAAGUUCUCUCCUAAUCCUGAGGACUAGAACUAAUGCCGUUUUGCUAAAUCUUACACAUUCUAGAUGGAAAUGCCGUCCAUAUCUCCCAGUGAGCAACCCUUGGCUGAUAGAAAGGUUGGGUAUUUAAUUACAGCCCUCUGCCUCCCAUAAUUUGGUAGGGUUAUAUCACUCUCCCCAUUCCCCCCCCCUCUAUUUGGGGGAACUGUGUGGGUUCCUGAUUCAUAUAUAAAAUAAGAUUCUGAUGAUGAUACAUACAUACCAUACAAAGCAGUAUCUUGUGAUGUAUAUACUUUUGAUGUAAAUGAUAAUUUAUUUUAAAAAAUAACAUACCUGGUGCUUACUACCCACCCCCAGGUCAGACCCCCGAAAACACUUGUGUGUGUUACAGUUUUGAAUUGUUAAGAUCCUUUUUUCGCUAUCUCUUGCAAGCUGUUCUUCAAAGGGAAAUAAUACCGCUAUUUAGAUUACUGUUAGGCCUGUUUAUUUGCAAGGAGUUAGGCUCAAAUCAAGCAAGGAGUUGGCCUUAAGCAGGGCAGGAAAAAUAAAGCAAGCAAGUUCUACAGCUAGUGACAAUUCCCAUUGGACCUUGUAUGGAGGCAAGGUUUCAUUUUUAAGUUUGUUAAUAACUUCAGGGACACGAGCUAAUUCGCAUUCUUGAAGGUAGAGACAGAUGUUGAAAUAUUUCCUUGCUUUGGGACUUCCAUUAGAGUGCCCAGAGACUGCUAACUGUGCUGCUAACCUGCAUGGUGCUAUUGCAAAGCUUGUGUCAUUUGUCUUUUUAAAGUCGCUAUCUCUUGGAGUCUGCUCCUCAAGUUUCUAGCCCUUACAGAUCCAGAGAGAAGCUUGGAAAACACGCCUGUAUGAUACAAUGGACAGGGUGUGUAGGAUUGAAUCAGGGGAACAUUAGCCAGCAUGGCCAGUGGUAUGGCAGAUCAUGGGAACUGUAGUCCAACAACCUCUAGGGGGCCCACAGAUGUUCCCCCAGCCUGGCCACUGGCAGAACAGCCCCCCCGGUGAAAUUGUGCUCCUUCCACUUGCCCCAGAGAAGCCCAUCUCUUGCGUGUCUCUGCAUGAGUCCCUGUUCAGUGUGUGCCUCCUGACUGGAAAAGAGGUGCAUCAGGUAGCCUUUUAGUUAGACUCACAGGGUCCUUUUUAAUUAUUUAAUUUCUUGCAGCACACUGGCCUUUCCCUCUUGACAGGUAAAGACAGGUCCUGAUGCACAAUGUGGAAAUCAUUUAUUUGCAGGGCUUGCAAAACUGUCAAUGAUUUAUGUUAUUGUUAUAUGCCGGGGGUGGGGGGAGAUGGACAGGGAGAGAGUAGGAAAGAAGUCAGCAUUUACAUUUUCUGCCUUGGGUGCCACCAAAUGUAUUGGGUCACUUCGGUCUGCAUCUGCACAUGGAGGCUUCCUCUGAGCUAGACCAAAGAAUCGAUUUCAGAGCUCCUUCGUGGCCUCGAGGUUGCUUUAGCACUACUCACAGGUGGGUGUCCUCCAGCCACACAGAUGAAUCUCUUGAUUCCGUGAUUUCCGUAAGUCUCUGUGUUACCAGGGUGGCUGUGUGCAGCAGCCUAAUUCAGUAAGGCUAAUAAUUUGAGGCAAACAAGUUGGCAACAUAAGAGUGUCACUUUUUCAUCUCUAUUGGCACAAGCUUCUUCUGUUUGUAUCAUCAUAAGCGGGUCUGAAUGUGCAUGAGAGCCUCCAGUUUUAGGCUUUCGGGGUGAGGGGCAGGAGAUUCUGACAGGUGAAAAGGCACAGGAUCAGGACCAGGAAUAAAAGAUGGCAACCUCCGAUUCUAUCCAGCCAGGCUCUUCAAAUUGCAGAGCUUUUGUAGUUCUAGAUUCUGGUGAAGAGUUUACAUCUCCGGCAAUGAUGGCCUCAGUCUGUUGUCUGCUUCCUGCCUGCUUCCUUUCCUUAGAUUUUUCCGUAAAUCUCCAAGUGGACCAACAGCACAAAUUAUUGGAAAUCUGUUGUUCUUUAUGGUUGCAUAAUUCCCCCCCCCCACGUGUGUUAGAGUUUUUCCCCAAACGAAGAUAAUUAUGUAUUAAACCUACAUUUCAUUGUAUCAUUUCACUGGUGAGGAAGGAUUGCAUUCCCCUCUCCCCUCUGAGCCAUUCUCUGUGAAAGAAAUGGAUGGAUAAGUGAAGAAAUGCUUUACUUUGCCUACUGAAACAUUUUGGAAUAAUUGUGUGUUGCUUUUCAGGAAUAUAUAUAUAUAUAAUUUAAGAGAAAGAAAGCAGAGAGCUGGAAAGCUGUUGAAGAAACAGAAAACAAAUGGUUUUUAACUUUAAAUAAAACUGCACACGGAAAGAGUGAGUAAAAUAGCAUUAUGGGUAAGGUACAAUGGGCACCUUAAUGCUUUCUUUAAACGAAGCGACAAUAUUUCCAAUACCAGCCUGUCGUGUGGAUGCCCUUGUGUUUACAAACUGCGUAUAAUUAUUUCUUGGGUUUAUGUUGUUUGUAUGUUAUUUGUGGGUUUUUUUUCAUAUUCUUCAGGUUUUGCUUCAGUAAUAAACGUGUAAUUGUUUGAGGUUUUAUUUCUGGAUUUUUGUCUUUGCCCUCGUCGAAAUGUGUUUGUAUAUUGUACAUAGUACUUCAGUAUUAGAAGGAAGCAUUGUUUGUCCUGUUUACGAUAUGUGUUGG